Molecule: messenger RNA, 783 nt
Organism: Hydatigera taeniaeformis
Lineage: Eukaryota; Metazoa; Platyhelminthes; Cestoda; Cyclophyllidea; Taeniidae
Source: the annotation of a GenBank genome assembly
AUGAGUGGUGACAUUUCGGAUCCGUACAUGGUCAAAGGCCAAAAGUUCGACAUUGGCCCGCGGUUCACGGACCUUAGUUAUAUCGGUGAAGGCGCCUAUGGGAUGGUUAUUUCCGCAUUUGAUAAUCAGCGCAAUGAGAUGGUUGCAAUUAAGAGAAUUACACCAUUUGAACACCAAACAUAUUGCCAACGCACCUAUCGGGAAAUUCGGAUCCUUAGCCGUCUAGAUCACGAAAAUAUUAUCCCGCUAUAUGAUGUUUUUACCACUUCAAGCUUUGAAGACAUGAAGGAGGUUUACAUCGUGGAAAAAUACAUGGAAACUGAUCUUUAUAAAUUCUUAAAAGUACAACAGUUGAGUCGCGAACACACUUGUUAUUUCCUCUACCAAAUGCUUCGAGGCUUAAAAUACAUUCAUUCCGCAAACGUCUUGCACCGGGACUUAAAACCAAGUAAUAUUCUUUUGAAUCGAAUGUGUGAUCUAAGGAUAUGCGAUUUCGGGCUUGCACGAAUUGCUGAUCCUCAAUGCGAUCAGGCUGGGCUGCUGACGGAGUACGUGGCCACUCGGUGGUACCGCGCACCGGAAAUUAUGCUCACGUCAAAGGUCUACACCAAAGCCAUCGACCUCUGGUCUGUCGGUUGCAUCUUGGCCGAGAUGUAUAGCAACCGCGUCCUCUUUCCGGGAAAACAUUACAUAGACCAACUGAAGAUGAUUCUCGAGGUCCUCGGCUCACCCCAUCAGGAGGAUAUCAAUUCCAUAAGCAACACAAAGGUGGGUCGGAGUUAA